UUUCACUUCUUUUGUAGGAUUUGAAGCUACUGCGAUUCCCUGAUAUGAUUUAGGUACUUUUGAGCGAAUUCCACCUGCAGACUUUCGCGUAGUGCAGUUUCAAAAUGCGAUUGUGGUUCGACUACCAAAAGCCCGGAAACAACGACGGGGAAAACGAUACUGAACUUGUUAUCAGGAAAGUGUUUUUAGUUGAAACCCUGAAAACCCCGAAUGUAGCUGCGCUUGCAGAAGUGAUUCGUUCGAAGUUUUCUAUUCCUUCGAAGAUAUUCCUCUAUUUGAACGACUAUGGGGUGGACUUCGAGGAGAGCAUCACUAUUUUCGAACACGAUGAUGUCGUCACGAUCAAGUGCACCGAUAGUGAGCCGUGUUCUCACGACAAAACGUCUGGCUCAGAAGAAAGUUCAGGCAGACGCAGCAUUCUGAAGAAGCCGAAAUCCGUUUCCAUUUUGAGCCCUGGUGAUGCCUCCCUAGGAAGCUCACGCGUGAAUGCAUCUUCAACUCCGAUGAUUUUAGAUAUCAGUGAUGCAGAAAGCGAAACCGAAUCAUCGUCAGAGAGUGAAGACGAACCACCGAAGCCACCUAUGAAACUGCCGGUGAUUCCAGCUGAGAAAUCUGAUGGCGCAUUGUUGAGAAUUCUCAACAAGAUUGAGGACGUUUCGGUAUUGGAAACGACGGACGAUUCUUCAAAUCCGAUUGUUGAAAAGAAGCGUAAUCGGAAAAGAGGCCGCCGCGGGAAAGGAAAGCAAGAUGUAGUAGUUCCUGAAGUGAAACCUGCUUCUGAGAUAAAUGGAACGAUAAAUUUGUCCAGCGAUCGAGAUUCAGCAUCAACUUCGAGGCUUUCGAAAGACGAAUGGAACCGAAUGAAGAAGAACAAGCGGAUGGCAUCAACAAAUUUUGUUCCGUCUGGUCACAGAAAUAAGCACGUUCGAUUUGAGGCUGAAAAUGAGCAUGAAUGCUCUUCCGAAAGCUCUGUCGCCGGGGGUUUCGGUGGGAAUUCAAUGACAUCGGUUGAAAACGUAUCAGGUUCUCGCUUUCCUACCCCAACGUUCUCGACUUCUCGAACACCAAGUGCUUCGAGUACCCCGAUCCGUUUGAUGCCGCGUCAGUUGCGUUUGUCGGUACCUUCUGGUUGGGCUUUGUCAAAGAAUUCCUCAGCCCCCGUCAUUCCUGAUGCGAAGGAAGUUGCUUUAAAAGCUGUGCAUCUGUCCGAGCCACAGACCAAUAAGUCCAAGUUCUUCGUUGCUCCAGUGGAACGCCCUGAGGAACCGAAAAUUCCAGUUGUUCUUGAGGAAGUACCUGAAAUUACGGAUUUGCCGGAACCACUUCGGGAAUAUGAGGAGAUUGAAACUGUGGCAGUCAAAGCAGAUUAUGCUUCUUAUCCUGCGAUGAAAAUGUUGUCCAAGUUUCCGAAAUCUGGGGAUCGCAUCGCCUUCAAGAAACUGGAAAUGUCAGAAUUGAUGACGCCAGAAAUCUCGAAUUACAAGGAGGCUGAUGUGGUUGAAUACAACGAAUCGUCGGGGUUAGUGGUUCUGCAGGUCGUUGUGAACCCAGGAGUUGCGGAUAAAGAGAACCUGAUUGAAAAUGGUGUGGGCAUUGAGAUUUGUGAGCACCAUUGGAGUGAGCUGAUCGACCCUCGCUUGAUGAAAUCCUAAAUUUUCUUUGAACCUUUUUUUUUCUUGUUCUUGUCGAAAUGAAUUGAUUCCGAUCGUGAAUGAACUUUCUGCUUUGGAAAGAAGCUGGUGGAUA
This is a messenger RNA of Notodromas monacha, 1746 nucleotides long. The record is from the annotation of a GenBank genome assembly. Lineage: Eukaryota; Metazoa; Arthropoda; Ostracoda; Podocopida; Cyprididae.